Molecule: messenger RNA, 1584 nt
Organism: Salvia miltiorrhiza (redroot sage)
Lineage: Eukaryota; Viridiplantae; Streptophyta; Magnoliopsida; Lamiales; Lamiaceae
Product: protein BASIC PENTACYSTEINE2-like
Exons: 2
Coding region: 354-1289 (311 amino acids)
Biological process (GO): response to ethylene
Cellular component (GO): nucleus
Molecular function (GO): sequence-specific DNA binding; DNA-binding transcription factor activity
Source: RefSeq, a predicted model, not a curated record
AAACAUACUAUUAUGAUUCUUCUUUGCCAAAAUAAUGCAUUUAGCCAUCACUUUUAUCACUCUCUUUUCUUGAUAGAUUUGAAUUUCAUUAUCUGAUUUCUCUAUUUUUGUGCCAUUUUUCCCAACCCUUCUCCCCUUCCCAAGGAGGGCUUAAAAUCUGAAGGAAACAAUUAAAAAACCCUAAAUCGGCCGACUCUCAUUCUCUCAGGUUUGCGAUCAUUAUCUCGAGAGCGACUUUACGUCAUUUUGAUUAUUGUGGUGAAAUCUCAUUUCGAAUUAUUGCUGAGUUAUUGUACGGUCGAAUUCAUAUUUUUCGCGGGUUUGUUGAGUUUGAUAUUUGGAAAUAAGAUAAGAUGGAUGGAAAUGGGAAUAUGAAUUUUAGGAAUUGGGGGUUUCUUGAACCCCCAGCAAGUAGUAUGAAGAACCAGCUUGGCCUUCAGUUAAUAACUUCCAUGGCUGAGAAGCCCCUCUUUGGUGGCGGCGGCGGCGGAUUUCGUGACCACCAGCACUUGCACCCGUCGCCGGUCAUGUCAUCUAUCAAUGGUGGGCCGUUUCAUCACCAUCGUGUUGGUGGUAUUUCAGAAUCCCACAUUCCCGUCGACUAUUGGAUGAACCAGAGCCGGGAGAAGUACCUAAAUGUAUUACCUGUAAACCACCAACCUGCUUAUUAUCAAUCGAGCUAUGGGGUUUCGCCCGAGUCAUCAUCUGCUCAUUCUGUCCAAAUGCCUCAGCAGUUCAAUUUACAGAAGGCUGAAAAUGUGAUGUCUGAGAUGGAAGAGAUGUGCGAGGAAAAAGAUGAUGGUGGUUGUAGCAGUGGCGGGGCAGUGGUAGUAAAGAAGAGAGGUGGCAGUAAGGUCGCAAAUUCUACUCCGAAAGAGAAGAAGCCGAGGACCAGGACUCCUCGACCUCCAAGGGAUGAGCCCACUCCUCCAUCCAGCCGGGCCAGGAUACCAAAGAAGCGUGCCGAAAUUGUUAUUAAUGGAAUUAAUAUGGAUAUUUCAGAAAUCCCUAUACCGGUCUGCUCCUGCACUGGAGCGCCUCAGCAGUGUUAUAGAUGGGGAUCUGGUGGUUGGCAAUCUGCUUGCUGUACAACUCACAUGUCUGAGUAUCCGUUGCCUCCGAGCGAUAAGAGACGUGGUGCAAGGAUAGCGGGACGGAAGAUGAGUAUUGGAGCUUUCAAAAAGGUCCUGGAAAAACUUGCAUCGGAAGGCUAUAACUUCUCUAGCCCAAUUGAUCUGAGGAGUCACUGGGCAAAACAUGGUACGAAUAAGUUUGUGACAAUCCGAUGAAGUUUGUGAUGGAGAUGCUGCGGUUGGCUUCUAAGUUUUCUGCUGUAUAUAAUAUGAACAGCCUGGCGCUUUUGGGUGGUUACUAACUAUUCAGCUUCCAGAAUUGAGUUACAUUUUCCAGAAUUUUUGCCUCCUGGAGCACGCGGAAGAUUUUAACGAACUGUUCACGUUUUGUAGUUCAACGAAAACAGUAAUCUUGUCUAGUAACAAGGUAUGGGAUUGAUUUGUUGAGAUUUAUUUUAUUCAGUUCUGAUUCCUAAUUUACUUCCUGAUAAUCAAUUUGUUUUAGAUACUA